Oppiella nova is the source of this 421-nucleotide messenger RNA. Lineage: Eukaryota; Metazoa; Arthropoda; Arachnida; Sarcoptiformes; Oppiidae. The record is from the annotation of a GenBank genome assembly.
AUUUUAAUCAUUUAGAAACUGGAUCCAUUUAUUAUUGCGUUAAAUAGCAUCGAUUUUAUAGUAUGCGCCUUAAAUACAUAUAGUCUUUUAUGUGUACUAUCACACUACCAGGUGUUGAGCACACAAACUGAUCAGGACUUCCCGUUUCAUAUGAACAGCGAUGAUGUGAAGGUCCAGUGCAUAACCAACGAGACGUCCACUACCUGUCAGUUCUCCAACUCCGCCAAUAAGGACGCAGCAAACUCUACGUACGGCGUCGAGUGAACGGCCCCACCAUUUGCCCCCCAAUUCAUACGGUUUACUGUAGUUUAUGGGCACAUAUUUUUGUAAACUUGUCACCAAACAAAUAGUUCAAGCUAGUUGUAAUAUUAUAAAUGUUAUUUUUAAGUAUUUCAUAUUUUUAAUAAUUAUAAUGUUUGCC